This is a messenger RNA of Gaeumannomyces tritici R3-111a-1, 1084 nucleotides long. RefSeq lists its product as hypothetical. The record is from RefSeq and is a predicted model, not a curated record. Bases 1 to 933 code for a protein of 310 amino acids. Lineage: Eukaryota; Fungi; Ascomycota; Sordariomycetes; Magnaporthales; Magnaporthaceae. The transcript is spliced from 4 exons.
AUGGAUCAGACUCUUGAUUUCAAUGCUUUACGCUUUCGGGUAGUGGCGGUCGGCUGGCAAGGCAAAAGUGAGGGGAGACUUGGACUGAAGGUUGCAGACAGCUGGAGGGAGCACUGGCGUGGCCUGGCGCUAGUAAAGGAGGAGCAGGCGGGCACGAUGUGGAUUUCGAUAACCACAGGGUCUCACCUGCAACCACCUGCAACCACCUGCAAGCGCGGGGCCGGUGCCCCCUAUUUCCCCUUUUUCGCGUGGGGCUCAGGGCGCCGAGUGCCAGCCCCGACAGCAGAUCUCGAAGCGCCUUCCGCAGCGCCUUCUGCAGCGCUUGCUCCCAGGGCCAUCCCGCCAGCGCGAGCUGACAUUUCCAAGCUCUUUAGGGCCAGCUUACUGGACGCCCUGACUGGCUGGCGGGCGCCGUCGCCAAUGGAGACUGAUGGAUCGCAUUCCAUGCCGUGCACCGAUGCGGGCUGCUUCCGUCACAUUCUCGCGCGGUCGCUGGCACGUCGCGCAGCCCCGGAUGCAUCAGUAUCAGCACACAACACGCGGCACGCGGUACGCGGUUCGCAGCUUGCAGUCCUUUGCUUCACCGAGUCUUUACCUUUGCCGGGUGCCAUCCGGCCACGCAUCCACUCGCCGCCCUGCCCCUUUUUCCCACAGCCAGGUGACCGAGGCCCGACGCCGUGGGCGGUGAGCAGGUUGGGAGGCAGUUGGUGGACAUGCAGGUGCGGUGACGAAAUAUCGGAUAUGCGUGUGCACGACGUCAGGCGCUCCAUCGCAGGGGUUCCCCUCACCCAGGCCUGCGUGCCAGCGUGGGAUCCUGGCCCUGUGGUUUUGAGUCCAGCAUGUCCAGCACACACGACGCUGCCCAGCACUCUAGAGCAGAGGUGGCCGAGUCGGGCUUGGGGUGGAGACUUCAUGCGCAUGGCGCCAUCGUGAUAAAUGAGUACAAGACAGGCAAUGGCGGCUCCGUGAUGGUCAAGCGAUGGCGCCCGAAACGAGCAAGCAAGCACCUGCCCGCCCGCUUCCCGGCGAGGAGCAGAUGCCGCCGGCAACACAGCUUCUUGACCCACAGCUCAAGACAAACCGC